AGGUUCUGGCAAGCGCUGGAAAGCGGCGUGUGUUGGGUACAGUCCGGAGAAGAGAGCGGGAGCCUCGCGAGUGGCUGCCGCUGCUGCCGCUGCUACUGUGCCUGGAUCCUGACAGCCGCUACUGAGGCGCCUACGCAGGCACGGGGCUGCCAGCGCACUCCAGGGAAGGGGCGAGCCGCUGCUGCUUGGGUCGCCGCCGCCGCCGCUGGCCACUGGGCUCGAGGGGCUUUGCUGCUGGUGACCCCGGGCUGGGCAGUUGGGGUUGCCUUUGGCGGAGGAAGGAAGGCGCGCGGAGAGGAAGCCGAAGCAGCCCGAGGAGAGAAGAAGCAACAAGUCCGUCUGAGGAGGAGCUCGACGACGAGCACCUGGGAAGGCUGGCCGGCGCCGCUCUUGGGAUAUAGUCCACAGCCGCCGCUUCUCGCCGGCUCUUCCACGCCUGCCUGGAUGGCUACUUUGGGGGUCCCGGCUGGGGAAAGCUUGCUAUGACGCCGGUGGGGCUGCCGCCUGCCACCUUUCCCCACUGAGAGCGCGUCGAGGGCUUCGGGUCGAGGCUUUUGAUUUAUUUUCGUUCGGGUGGCGAGGGGAUUGCUUGGCCAACUAGCCCGAGGAGGCGGAGGAAAGGCCGUCUCCCUGCUGCCCUUCUGCCAGCCAAGCAUGGUGGGGAAGAGCCAAGAAGCCAGGGGUCAGGAUGCCAACGGGGAGGCCAGCUGCUGGGGAGGACGGCGGCACUGCUGCUCCAGCGGGACUGUCGCCGCGCCCCCCUCCCGCGCGCUGCUGGCUGCAUUCCUCCUCUCGGUGCUGUCCGUCGCUUCCUGUGUCUAUCUGGGGAUGAAGACCAGUGACCUCCAGGCCAGGGUCUCGGCCAUCGAGACCGCUCAAGGGGACGUGUCUGCUGCUGCUGCUGCUGCGUCCUACCAGCUGCUGCCCAGCUAUUCUUUGGAUCAGCUGAAUUCACUGAUGCAGGAGAAAGUGGAGCGACUUCUGGCUCAGAAGUCCUAUGAGCACAUGGCAAAAAUCAGAAUAGCAAGAGAAGCUCCUCCAGAAUGCAGCUGUCCACCAGGUCCUCCUGGUAAACGAGGUAAGCGAGGAAGAAGAGGAGAGAUUGGACCUCCUGGUCAGCCUGGUCCUCAAGGUCCACCUGGUCCAAAAGGAGAGAAGGGAGAUCAAGGUGAUCAGGGCCCUCGGAUGGUGUUUCCUAAAAUCAAUCAUGGGUUUCUCUCUGCUGAUCAGCAGCUCAUUAAACGCCGCCUCAUUAAGGGUGACCAAGGACAAGCUGGACCCCCUGGGCCUCCUGGGCCUCCAGGUCCAAGGGGUCCUCCUGGAGAUACUGGCAAAGAUGGCCCCCGAGGAAUGCCUGGUGUACCGGGAGAACCAGGAAAGCCGGGUGAACAAGGCUUGCUGGGACCUCAGGGGCCUCCAGGACAAAAGGGCUUACUUGGUGCACCUGGUGUUCCAGGAAUGGAUGGUCAACAGGAGGAGCCUGGUGAACCCGGUGCAAUGGGAGAGAGAGGCGUCCCUGGACUUAAGGGUGAUCCUGGACAGCAGGGAGAAAAGGGCGAUAUUGGAGAAAGUGGACCCAAAGGUGAUGCAGGAGAAAAGGGUGACCCUGGAUCUUCUGCUGCAGGAAUUAAGGGAGAACCGGGAGAAUCGGGUCGACCAGGACAAAAGGGAGAGCCAGGACUGCCGGGACUGCCUGGAUUACCUGGGAUUAAGGGUGAACCAGGUUUCAUUGGUCCACAGGGAGAACCGGGAUUGCCAGGAUUGCCAGGAACAAAGGGUGAAAGGGGAGAAGCUGGGCCUCCUGGGAAAGGUGAACGAGGUGAACCUGGAGUUCCAGGGCCAAAGGGAAGGUCAGGCGAAUCUGGAACUAGAGGCCCCAAAGGGUCGAAGGGCGAUCCUGGAGACAAAGGUGACUUGGGGGCAAUAGGUCCAAGGGGCCCACCUGGACAAAAAGGUGAUCAAGGUGCCACAGAGAUCAUUGACUACAAUGGCAAUAUUCAUGAAGCUUUGCAGAGGAUUACCACCCUAACUGUCACGGGUCCUCCAGGCCCACCUGGACCCCAAGGAUUGCAAGGACCAAAGGGUGAAUCUGGAUCGCCAGGAUUACCAGGUGUCGAUGGAGAGCAGGGGCCUAAAGGCUCAAAGGGGGAUAUGGGUGACCCUGGAAUACCAGGAGAAAAAGGUGGAAUUGGACUUCCAGGAUUGCCAGGAUCCAAUGGCAUGAAGGGUGAAAAAGGAGAUGUUGGCUUGCCAGGUCCUCAAGGUCCCUCUAUUUUAGGACCACCUGGACCUCCCGGCCCACAUGGUCCACCAGGGCCUAUGGGACCUCAUGGACUACCAGGCCCAAAGGGUAUGGAUGGCCCACUUGGUCCACAUGGCCUUGCAGGUCCCAAAGGAGACAGAGGUGAAAAGGGAGUUACAGGAGAUCCUGGGCCCAGGGGACCAUAUGGCUUGCCUGGCAAAGAUGGCGAACCUGGCCUUGAUGGUUUCCCUGGUCCUCGCGGAGAAAAGGGUGAUGUAGGAGAAAAGGGAGAAAAGGGAUUCCGUGGAAUUAAGGGGGAAAAGGGGGAGCCAGGCCAGCCAGGCCUGGAUGGGCUGGAUGCCCCUUGCCAAUUGGGGCCAGAUGGAUUACCAAUGCCAGGCUGUUGGCAAAAGUGAUGAAUCUAACUUUGCAAGCAUGAAGUUGUGUAUAUAACGCUCCACCUCUUGUAUUUAUAGUUGAAAAUGGAACAAUUGGUUUUACAAGUCCGAAAUAUGUUUACAUGUAGCUGCUUCUACUUGUUUGCAGUAGUCCAUGUGUACAUCUCUUCGUCACAUACAUCUACAAUCCAGCAAAAUAUAAACUGUGUGAAAAACUUGCAAAAUCAAGUAUUAGUUGCUCUACCAAGACAAUCUCUGCAGAGCAAUCAGUCAUAGACAUUUGAGUUGUUUCUUUCAUUUUCCGUUUUGUUUUGGCUAAUGGACCUGCAUGGACAACAAGUGCCAUGAACUAGUUUACAUUAAAUUGUGACCAAAUAUGAGCUCAAUGCUAUAAAAUGUACUGCACCUGAUCGCCAUUGGAAUAUAGUGACUUUGCUACAAUGUUCACUUCCAUAAACUCCAUCACAGGUUCAUACACCCCAUAUUUGCUUGUGCUGACUAAAAUCAAAACGCAUGGCUUGUGUGCCAAAACAGCUUGUUGUGUGGUCAUCUCAUGUGCUACAAUGGUUGCUUGCUGCGUGUUUCAGUUCAGACAUCUGAAUUGUUCUUUUUGUCAUCUCAAGGGAGUCACACCAUGGCUUAUUGCAAAAAAAUGAUAAGAGGAAAUUAGACAGUGGUCUCGAUUUGGAGGGAACUGCAGUUCCUUCUGACGGUGGACGGCUUUCAGUCUUCUGGGUCAUGGAGCCAAAAGGGUGAUACCUGUACAUCAGCCUCCAUUUGCUGUCACUGUUCACAGUCACAAGACUUUCACUUCGGGUGGAUUUCAAUGUCAGGCCCUGUUGACUGUUUAACCAAGAAGGAAAGAAGCGUGAAGAUCUUUCUCUGUGAGUGGCUUGACAGAGUUGCAGAGAGAUACCAAAUGGAUCAACUGAUGGUAGGCCAUGGUAUCAGCUGGAGAACAACAUGACCUUAUUCAAAGUUUGGUGCAAUAUGUGAUCCGCAUAUUGUUUUUGGGAUUGUGAAGGAAAAAGUAUUCUUGGCAAAAGAUACCAUAAAAUGCCUUCCUCUGAAGUAAUGGAACAGAUAAGACUUUAUAUGGAUUACCAUUUGGAUUUUUAAAAAAAUCCUGAUUAAAUGAGAAAUAUUUGUAGGAUUUUGGAAAAUAUAUGUAAUUCUGUUUGUUUUAUGCAUUCACUAACUUCUUCAUGUGUACAGACACAUUUGUUUUGAAGAACACACUUGUGUUCAACUUCUUUCAGCUUUGUAUAUCUGAGGAGCGAAGACAUCUUCACCACUGCAAAGCAAGGAGUUGUUUUUUAUUAUUUUAUCUUACAAACUCAUUUAUUCAUAUGCCCUUUUUUCCUGCUGCAGUGAACAUGUUUGAGGCCACUGUAGUCCAAAGAAUGUGGAAAAAGAAAAGGAAAAAUUAUUGCAUGCCAGUGCCAGAAAACUGUAUAUUUUCUCUCAAAUAUAUCUGCUAUUUUCAUCUGAAUUUUAAUUACUAAAAAGUGAAUUGUUUCAUUUCUAUAUUUUGAAUACAUCUGCUUUACAGUUAUGCCUUAUAUUCAUAAGGUACAUUUGUAGUCAGCCUAAGAAACUAAUUUGUGUCACAUGCUACGUCACUUUGCUUUAAAACAAAAAAUCUGCCAGUGCUCAAGUGCUUACUAUGUUUUUACAUGCAUUCAUCAAAAAAUGUGUUUUUUUACAUCUGACCAAAUAAGAUAUUUCAUAAACAUGUGAAAAAUAAUGUAAGCAGUAUGAAAGUGUAUUUUUAUCAUAUAAGCGUGUGUUUCUAGAAUAAGCAUCAAUUGCUUCCAAAUGUCAUGUAUGAUUGAACAUUAUCUUGAAAACAGAGUUGUAAUGAUUACACUUCCAAAUACUAACUCAGUACUGCUUUACACCCAUAAAUCAAUAGGAUCCACCCUAUAGACAUCUAUUUAAUUUAAAUUUCAUUUUCAGAGCAUCAGAGAUAUUACAAUAAUCUGUUGUUGUUUAAAAUAAUAUUACUUUUUUUCCAGAGCUGAGAGAACUUCUCAAUGACAGUUCAGAACUUAAAACUUUCCUCUUAACAUUUCUAACAAAUAUUUUGCCAAAGGUUCAGUGAUGUCCUCUGAUAACAGGGUGGAAAAUGUCAGGUAUCAAGAAAAAGGAUCCCUUGCUUUUGCUAAAAGCUUUCUUUCAUUAUUUUUUUUAUUGUGAACUGUCUUACAUGGAUAGGCAGGAUUUAACUGUUUUAAAUACAUGAAUAAUAAAUCAAAUUUCUCAGUAAAAAACAACUAAUAGCACACUUGCAAAGAAAGCAUAGUCUUGAUGUAUAUAGCAGCCCUAUCUUGGUAUUGCCUCCCUUGCAAGCCCGAGUUUUGUACCUGGGCUUUUACUUGGGUUAACGGGCGCAAGUGCACCCUUUCCCCCAGGUACAGGGUAACUCAUACACAGAGCAUACAUAGAGUUGGGUGCCUAGAGCACCCAACUCCUGAAGAAAUCCCCCAAUGAACUGCACUCAUCACGUAGUGCAUUGUGGGAUUCCUGGAGGCUGGAAACGCGAGUCCCAGCCUCCAGAGAUCCAUGCUGUUCCGUGCAGCACGGAUCAUGUGGCGGUAUAGCACUGUGCCAACAGAAACUUCAAGAAUCAUCUGGGGGGAAGGUAGGUCCAUCCCUGCCUUUCCCACCACCUGCCUGAUCAUGAGAAUAACCUUAUUAACAUUGUGUUUGUUUCUUGAUUACUGAUAUGCUUACUACAUCCUAAUCAUACAGCACUUAAUUCUAAAUCUGGACUUAGGUUAAUAUCUAUAAAAACUUCAUUCUGUAUACAAGAAACCUAUAAACCAGGCAGUACAUUCCAUUCUAACAUUUUCGUAAUAUUUUUGUGGACUUUAAAAAUAUAUAUAUUGCAGCUGAUUUAAUAACAAGUGACUCCAUUUAUACUUUUUGUUACUUUAAAACACCCGGGGUACGAUCACUCACUGUCUAGGUGCAAUGCCCAUGCACUGAAACUUCCUAGUAGAGCUAAACAGAGCUGUGUUUCUUCUCCUUCCCCUGCCACAAAUUCAGAGAUACACACACAGGCAGUCCAGGGAAUGUCUGUCUAUGUCUGUCAGGGAAUGCUCUAUGACUGUUGACCAUAUCCCUGUCUAGCCCUUCCCCUCUGCUCAGUCAAAGUUCACAUGUUUUCCUCACAUAACUUGACCAAGGAGAGCAGGAGGACUUGGGGGGGGGGGGAUAUAGGAGGUGUUCUGUUGUUGCUUUUGAACUUAUUUUAUUUAUUUAUUUAUUUAUUUUUGCAUUUUUAUACUGCCUUUCGUUAAAAAAUAGCCACAAGGCGGUUUACAAAUGUUAAAAACAUACAAUAAAACACAAUAAAAACAUCAUGCUAAAAAUAUAAAAACAGGCAUAAAACAAUACAACAGAUAAAAACACCCAGAAGCAGCAGUAAAGAAGAUUAUGUAAAAGCCUGGGUAAAAAGCCAAGUCUUUACAAGCUUUCUAAAAGCCGUGAUGGAGCCCGAGGAACGAAUGGCCACUGGGAGAGCAUUCCAGAGUCUGGGGGCAGCAUUCCAGAGUCUGGGGGCAGCAACUUCUGCUGUUUAAUAAUUUUAAUUAAUUACAUAAUAUUAAAAAUAGCAUGUAUAAUGCAAAAUCAUGUAAUAUUUGCAUAAUAUACAAAGCAGCUUAUGAUAAAAGGCGGAAAAAAUCACAAAUAACGCCCCCCCCCCCAAUUGGGACACAUGCCCAAUUAUAUUAAUGCAUCUAAAGUAAGUCCUACCGUAAAUACAGGCAGACUUAGCUAGAAAGCCCCUUAUUGCCCAGAUUAUAAAUGAAGCAGCCCACCCCUAGUAAAGACAAGAUCAGAGUAUUUUAUGCUUAUGAGUCUCAUAGAAAGAUUCAGAGUGUUCUUUUUGUUCUCCUGGAACUUUUCCACACUGAGUUUUUAUGGCGCUUUUGCAUGCUGAGGCUUGGGGUGCAUUUAUAUGAGGGUGAGAUUUAGCCAAAUUCAGUACUAGUACAGCAAGAUACUGUUCAUAUAGCAAGUGGAAUUAUUCAGGUUUUAUCUUUAUGAAUUGAGUUUAACUCGGAGUAGCUGCAUCCAAAAAUAGUUGUACUUUCUAAAAUGUUUUCCUGGGAUACUCCAUCAUUCUGUGGAGUAUAAUUCUGAUGUGUGGAGAGAUCCAAUGGAUAAAGCGGAUCAAGAUGAGAUGGAACUGUGGCUUUGCUGAGUGUCUGCUGACAUGAUAGCACUCUGGGCAGACUUGUUUCCUGGGCCUUGGAGUCAACUUCCAUUCUUUCAUUUCUAUUUCCCCCCUUUCAUUUUAAAAAUACUUCCUUCCUGAAAAGCCAGACUCAUUUUUAAAAACAAUUAAUUUGCCAUGGGUCUUGCACAAGGCUGCCACAUGUUUCUAUAGCCAGCUACAAGGUUUUUUUUUAGCACAGUCAAUGGAAAAUUAGAAAAUAUUCAUAAGUUGGGAAGGACUGGCCAUGGAGCUCUGAAACCAAGCACAGUCGUAGCACAGGAUCGUGGGACUCUAUGUAUUAAAUUUGAAGAUGAUAGCUCAAUAAAUGAUAUGUAAUAAUUUUUUUAGGCAAGCAUGGUGCUUCAUUAUAUUUUUGAAUUUCUCCAUCGACCUUGUGCAAGCUUGCCACCUAGUGGCCAACUGCAGUAUUGUGCAAGAUCAAUGGGGAAACAAAAAAAGUGGAAUACCCUUCCUGUUUAAACAAAAAUUACAAAUCAAUUUAUCGAUCAGCUUCAAAUUUAGUACAGAGUCCCACUAUCCAGUGCUAUAACUGUGCCUUAUUUCAGAGCUCCAUAGCCAGCCCUUCCCAACUUACAUUUCCCCCCUAAUUUUCCAUUGAUCUCUUUUAAAAAAACAACUACCUUGUAGCUAGCUAUAGAGACACAUGGCAGCCUUGUAUCUCUAUAGCCUUGUGUCUUUAUAUUCAGCCUUCUGUCUCUAUAUUCAAGAGUGCGGGUAGAGAAGCAGCAGGUUUGUGUGCAUGUGUGGUGGAAACCCUGCAUUCUUUUAAAUUGUUGCUAUUUUUUAAUAAAAUCAUUAUAAAGCAAAAUAUUUUUUUCAUUAAUUUCCAAAAAUGGAAAUUAAAAAGCAAUUUUUUUUUGAGUCAAACUUUUAAAUGAAUUUUUUAAAGCAACUACUUAAAAGAAUGCAGGGUCUCCACCACACAUGCACACAAUCCUGCUCCUUCUCUACCUGAGCUCUUGAAUAGGAAGGAGGAGGUGGGGCAUCCACCACCUCUGCAACCCCAUUGGCCAAAAAUGACCAGAAGGAUGGCAGGGAGAGCAUGCAGUAUGAACAGUCCCUGCUUGGAAAAAAUGUAAGGAACCAUAGCCAACUUCAUAAGAUACAGAAAUAUGAACAGCCCCACUCUGAAUUAUGCCUGAAAAUGUUUAUUUCUGUUUAUUUCUACUUUGACUACUUUCAUCCAAUGUUAGACCACAUACUCUCGUUCUAAAGCUGGCAGUCUGGAAUGGCUCCAGGUAAGCAGGAAAGGCUGCCAUCUCAGAAUUUAAAAGUUGCCAUAGUUUGGUUGCUGACUGGUUUUAAGAUAACAGGACAUUGUGUCUAUCACCAUCACACUCCAUAAUUUAUUAAACCAUUGUUAGAUGGGCAAGUGACCAGACUUCUUCCAGUUAGCACCAAUAACCAAUUUAACCACGACAGCAAGCAGAUUCAACAAGUCAUUCUGAGAAUUAGUCAAUAAGCCAGAUAGCAGUUUAUCUAUAGGUUCAUAUCUGCAUAUUUGGUGGCCUGGAUAGACAUUCUGGCUAAAGGUUAAUCAUCAUAUAACUUCAAUAUUGAAAAAGUAAUUCCCGUGGGAUAUUAUAAACCCCACCCCUAUUGCUUGUAGCCGCCAAUGGAGGAGACACAAAGCUCUGUUGAGUCCCAUAGGAAAUGCUCAGGGGAAUAGAUAUAAUUGAACAAAUGGGGGGGGGUGAUCCUUGGGCCCCUGAGGGAGCGGGGCCCUUCUGCCAGCUAACAGCUUGCUUUUCUGCAGCACAGGUACAAGGGGAAUCUAGGAAAGCAGAGGCCCUGGGGGUGGGCUCCUGAAAGAGCUGUGUCUAGCCCUUUGAGAAUUAUCCUGUGCAUGGACACUGUACCCACACACUGGGAAAGAUCGUAUUCCAGGUGUUGUUGUUUUUUAAAGUAGCAGUAGGUAUCAGCCUCUUCAUUUUUACAAUGAAAAUAAACUCAUAUAUAGUAAUUGUAGCAGCCAAGAUAGGAUAUUUUCCCUGCAUGUGUGAGCUUUCUGAAGCAUGCUUGGACAUACACAUACAAGGAUAAAUGUAACAUGUGAAUUGAUUAUAUGAGCGUACAACUAUAGAUAUGACCAGUGGCAAUUUCUUUUAUCGUAAUGGCACUUUUUAGCUGCUGUGAUGUUUCCAGUCAUAUCAAAGAUUAUGAAUCAUGAAGACCAUGGUCAGAUAUAUCUUGUGUGAAGAAUCACCCUUUGAGCUCUUUUUUUAUAAAAAGAGAGCCACAUUAUUGCCACAAAAGUUUGGUAUACAUCUCCUUAAUACAGGCCAUUCAUUAAUUUUAAUUCUGAUUAAUCACAAUUAAUUAAAAUGCUUUUGCAUCAUAUUAGAGGGAGUCCAUUCCAGUAUGAUGGUACUAUAAUGGUAAAUCUGUGUUGUUUUCUAACGGCUCAGAUUGUUAGUAAGAGCAGGAGAGGAUACAGGUCUGAAAUGGUGCCUGAUUCUUAUUUGUUUAUAUUGCUUGAUAAAAGUUCAGACGUGCUCAGUCUGACCAUACAAUUACUUUCUGAAAAUUUGCAGUGCCUUUGUGUUGAUUUUAAACUAUUAUUUUGGUGCUAAUAACUUUUUUCUUGCAAUAUGUCUCAAGCUCGCCAUUUAUGUGUCGCCCUUACAGUUUUAGUAGCAUCUGUCCUAUAGGGACAGAUUUCCUUUGCUUUAAAAUGUGUAGGUUUAGCAGGGUGAUCUAUUUUUCAUUUUGAACACUGAAAGCAACAGGAGUUGUUUGGCUGUACAUCCUUAGCUGCUUGUUUUUGUGAUUAUUUUUGCUAAUCACAAUGCUUGCUAUUUUGUUUUUCAGUAUUUAUUUGGUGCCUAUCUCCAUAGGUAUCUUUUGCUUAACAAAGAGGCAGCAUGCCUGAAAGCUACAUAUUUCAGUUUAAUCUUUCCUUUAAUUUCCAUAAACUGCUUUCUUUAAUUCCAUAAACUGAGAAGCUGUUGUAUGUUUUAAGGUGCUUAAAAAACAGAUAAUUGUAAGAGAUAAGAGGAGUUCAUAGAAGAUUUACAUGAUUUUCUUUCUCUAAUCUAUUUGUAAGUGAGUCACCGGAAGACUCCAAACCACUAUAUAGGGGCCGAAUGGUGUAGUGAUCCCUAUUGUCCAGCUAUAAAAAGCUCCGUAUCAUGCAGAGGCUCUCUGUGCUUGUAGUUGCUUCAGUUGGGUGUCCAGAGCCACUCAUCUACACUCCUGUCCUGUCCAGUUAAAUGGAAGGGCAAAAUCCAUGUACUCAUUGUUAGUCUCUUUCAACACUCUGUUGAAAUUAAUGACCACAUAGGAGCUCCAUGUGUGCACUGGAGCAUCUCAGAGCUCUUAGCGGGAGUUAUUGUAUCCUGUUGCUUCACUUUUAUUGUGGGAAAUAUUGGGAUAGUCAACUCUAUGUAUCUGUCCAUGUAAGAAAACACAUACAUGCUAAAAAGAUUUGAAAUAUGUUGUCCUCCAAAGUUAGUAUUAUGUACAGUAUUGAAAGGAUUUUAGCUUUAUAUGAUACAGGGAAGACAUAUAUUCGACUGUUAUGUCAUUUAAUGUAGUUUAUGGAUAUAUAUUUUUUAAAAUUAAAGGGAACCCGCUGAUGUAAUUUUGACUUUUGAUGCAAUCAAAAAGGGAGGAAAGACAAUAUUCAGGCUGAUUAGGAACAGGCAACUGACAAUCUAGUGAUAUUCUUGUAGGUCCUGAUUCAUCGUUUGGACUUUCUGGGUAAAACUUCACAUAGGACAUUGUUAGCAAUGGUUGUUAUCCAGACUAAUAUUGCACACGUCUUGCAUGCACAAUGUGGGGAAGAGGGUUUUUUAUGGAUUCCCCACUUCCUUCUGUAGCCCUCUGUGCCUGCCAAAGAAUAUGUCCCUGAGGGUCACACAAAAUAUUUUGGGAGGCACAAAUGGAUGCAAAGGAAAGGGGAAAUUGGCAAAAAUUGCUCUCCCCCAUUGCACAUGUGGAAUGUUAUUUGGCAUCUACAAAGUCAAUCUGGAUGUCAGCCAAUCAGAAUAUGCUGCUGGAUUUGUUCUGUAUAAUAAAAUUGUUCUGUGUAAUUAUUUUUAAGAGUAAAAGCAACAAUAACAGACACACUCAAUUACAAGAGCAUAAGGUUCUUGACAGCAUACUUUUUUGUAAGCUUCUUAGCCUCCAUUUUUUGACUGUCAUACAGGUAUAACUGUACAUCUUUUGUGUUUUACUUACAAAAAGCUCUUGUAUUUUCACACAGAAAAGGCUAUUUUCCAAAAAAAAUGAAUGAAAAGUCAACAUAGUCCUAGUGGCUGUGGACAAUGCAACAUUUUUCUGCAGUCAGUAACACAUAUAAGGUUUGCAUUCAUUUCUCUUGCAUGACAAUUCAGUAUAUUUUAGUGAUUCAGUGCUAGGGAAAUUGAAUGCAUUUUUCAAAGCAUCCAGUGGUUGGCUAAAUGUUGCAGAGACAGAUGCCUGUCACCCUAAUUUCUGACUCUUGCUGUUGAACAUAUCACAAAGUCACCAAAACAAUUAAAGUGAUGUUUAAAAGAGUCUUCAGAAAUAUUGGGAGUUUGUUAGUGGCAUUCCCCUUCCCAUGGUAUUUGAAGUACAUCCUGUUAAUUAUGCUGCUCAGAUACACAAUUGUCUUUUUUAUUUUAUUUUUUAAGAACAGGGGGCCUUAUUCAACCUGGGACCUUCAAUGUUCCUCCUCUUUACAUUUCACUUAAAAUCUGUUGGAAUUUCCUCACUCAUACUUGGUACUUGUCCAAGAUACUUUGGAAGCUUUUGAUUGGGGGAAGAAUUUAUGUUUUACAUAUUGUUAAUGUUGGACACAAUCCAUUGGGGUUCACUCUUGUGCAAAUACCAGUUAAAUGAAUGAGAGCUGCGCAAGAGUAGGACCAUGGCCGUGUGUGAUUCAUUUCUGUGUGGCUUACACAGGAGAAUCUCCCAAUGCAUUGUGCCCAUUCAUUGUGGAUAUUAUGUCAUUGUACAUGUUUGGGAAAAUAUAGUAACAUGCAACCGAGCAAUGAUUUUUUUAAAAGGUGUAUGUAUCUGGUUUUCUUUCUUUUGGAAAAUAUUAUAUUUUUAUUUGUAUUUUUUACUUUUUAAAAAACUGAUCCGUAUGUGCAGUAUUUUCGUAUUUCAUAGUGAUCUCCUAAGCAAGAGAAAGAAAGUAGUCUGCAAUUAAAGGUGAAUUUCACUUCUUGUGGGAAACUAUAUAGGUCAUUCUCAUAUAUCAUAUUCUGUAUGUCACAUCACUGUAAAAAUAAUAUGGUUAUGUAAAUAAUUGCAAGAUUUAAAUCACCAUUUGAAAUUUGUUAUACAUUUCUUCUUCAUUGUGGCCUCUAGUUCAGACUUAAUUCAAGACUGAGCCUCAUCAAACUAUGAAUUCUUUCUUUCUUUCAAAAUUUCCUGGUUUCUCCAGGUUUUUUUCUUUCAGUUUUUAAAUGUUUUCAGUUUAUUUGAGUUUUGAAUUUGUUUUGUUGUUCCUAGCUUGUGAGAAGUUGAUCUUCAGAAUUAUUUUUACACUAUUUAUGACUUAUUUUCAUAAUGUAAAAAGUGUGUAAUUAUUAAACUCUUAAUCUUAA
Molecule: messenger RNA, 12426 nt
Organism: Hemicordylus capensis (graceful crag lizard)
Lineage: Eukaryota; Metazoa; Chordata; Lepidosauria; Squamata; Cordylidae
Gene: COL25A1
Product: collagen type XXV alpha 1 chain
Exons: 38
Coding region: 655-2658 (667 amino acids)
Source: RefSeq, a predicted model, not a curated record